AUGGAGAUAGAUGGAGUCUGUGAUGAGACGGUGAUUGGAAACAAAGCGGUGGAAAAUGCGACACCAUCGCAACUUCGGCGCCGCCGUUUGCUCUUGUCGACAGAUAGCGCUUUCGCCAGCACCGUCCUCCCGUCCCUCGUUCAGAACCCAUACGUCGAACUCCGUCUGAUCACAGACGAACCCUCCGCUUUGCUCACGGGCACCAACAAAAUCCCGCAUUAUAUGGACACGGUCGACAGCCAAACAUUCGAUAAGAAAACCUGCGCGCGGAAAUGGCUUAAGGCAAAGACGGCGGAGCUAUGCGAAUGGGCCGAUAUGCUCUUGGUUGCGCCCAUCGAUGCUGGAACGUUGGGAGCAAUGUUGGCCGGCUUGACGAAUACCUUGACGUUGGCGCUCCUUCGUGGCUGGGUCUCAGAUAAACCUGUGGUUCUAAUUCCAGGAAUGACAGUAUCGGAAUGGGAACACCCACUCAGCACCCGACAACUCGAUGAAAUCAGUCGUCAUUGGCCUUGGAUUCGCACUGUAAAGCCUGUGCUCUGGAAGUCAAACGGGCCCGAAGACCUGACGAUACUACCAUGGGAUGGUCUGAAGGAGUUACACCAGACACUGGAGACAACAUUAAAAUUACCGCCGUGGGCAGCUACACUGUCCAACACAGCGACCACUCACGGGGCCACCGUCCCAGCUAAGACUACGUCGAAAUCUACAUCUGGAAGUGCCACCGGCUCCACGCCACAAACGAAACAUACAGGCAAUGCCGAUUUUUUACCACUGGAAAUUUGGCUGAAUGUCUUUGAGGAUCAACUGAGAGACUGGGAAACAGCGAAAGCCGUGGGUAUUCCAACUCAUCUUCCUGUCCCUCAAGAAUGGCAGAGUCAUCUACCGAAAAUGUCCACUACAGCCUCGCUCGAGUAUACCAUAUUGCGAGGAUCCUUUGCUGCAAUCAAAAAGCGUAUUGAUGCGCUACCUCGUUGGAAACCUCUUUCCGAUCUCGCUUGCCACCUCAUUGUCAAAUUCUCUCGCACCGACAUCCUUUCCUAUCUCACCGAAAACCACCUUGACCUCCUCUGGACAACCUCUCGACUCACAAAUAUUCCAUACCGAGCAUCCGCAAUCUACGGUAACCCGAAAGUAUUGACAUGGUGGCGUGAUGCACCCGCUCUCCCAAACAAAGAGUACAUGGCCGAUGCCAUGGAUGGCGCAUCCCGAGCCGGUUUCGUCGACGUACUAGAUUGGUGGCUCCACUCGGGUCUCCCACUACGAUACAGCGAGCGUGCUCUGGAAGCCGCCAGCGCUGAAGGUCGAGUCGCUGUACUCGAUUGGUGGAAAACCGCCUCGGACAACGCCCCAAAGUCCAACCCCUUACCCCUUAAAGUCGGCAAAUCCGUACUGCUCGCCGCGCAAUCGGGCCGCACAGCGUCCCUUGCUUGGUGGGAUGCCUCUGGAAUUCCUUAUAGCCACGCCGAGAACGUUGCCCGCAUCGCGAGCACACAUGGUCAUGUCCAUGUCCUUGAGUUCUGGUAUAAACUCAAGGGCCCAAAGAUGAUCUUCGAUAACCAGGUACUGGUGGGUCCUACGAAGAAUGGCCACGACCACGUUCUGCAGUGGUGGAAAAGCUGCGGUCUGCGGGUUGAAUUUAAGACCUGUGAUAUUGAGGAAGCGCUUGAAGACGCUGAUCCGAGCUCUGGCGCUGAGGGUCGUGUUCGACGUUGGUGGGAACGGAAUGGGCUCAAUCUUGGAGUUGGUACGAGUGAGUGGAUGAGAUCGAAGGUUCUGUGA
Messenger RNA from Penicillium griseofulvum, 1779 nucleotides. RefSeq lists its product as uncharacterized. Bases 1 to 1779 code for a protein of 592 amino acids. Gene Ontology annotation, cellular component: phosphopantothenoylcysteine decarboxylase complex. The record is from RefSeq and is a predicted model, not a curated record. Gene Ontology annotation, biological process: coenzyme A biosynthetic process. Lineage: Eukaryota; Fungi; Ascomycota; Eurotiomycetes; Eurotiales; Aspergillaceae. Gene Ontology annotation, molecular function: phosphopantothenoylcysteine decarboxylase activity; FMN binding. The transcript has a single exon.